GCGGCGGCAGCGAGCGGAAGGAGAAGAUGGCGCCGAGAGGAAGCAGCGCCAUGGUGGUGGCGGUUGCCGUCGUGGUCCUGUCAGGCCUCCUCCUCCAGGCCCCACCUGCGGCAGAGGCGGCGGGGCAGAAGAAGCCGGCGACGGCCGCGAGGCGGGAGGACGUCCCGUACAUCCGGUGCCAGGUCUGCGAGCGGAUCGCGCGGGAGAUCUCCGCGCAGGUCGCCGCCAAGCAGCAGGCGCUGCCGCCCUCCAAGAAGGUGCCGGAGAUCGAGAUCAUCGACAUCGCGGAGAAUGUGUGCAACCUCAAGAAGCAGGAGGCGGACUGGAUGCUCCGGAUCGACAUCGUGGAGAAAGGCGAUAAGCUCGAGCUUGUGGACCAAGAUGAGGAGGGACACUGCAAUUCAGAAUGCAAGACCAUUGAGCGUGCAUGCCAGGAGGUGAUGGGUUAUGCUGAUACAGAUGUUGCUGAAUUUGUCUACACAAAUAAGCCGUCACUUGAUCAGCUGAUAAAGUUUGUCUGCAAAGAUAUUACCAAAGCAUGUGCUGCAGCUCCACCACCAGUUCCAAAAGAUCGGGUCCCUGGAGAGCCCUUUGCUGCGAAACCAUCAAAAGAUGCUGAGAUGGAGAAGAUAAUGAGAUCAAUGGAGGGCAUCCCAGGUGCACCGAACAUGAAGAUGUACUCUAGAGACGAUCUGAUGAAGAACAACUUUGGUGCUGAUGAAGGUGGCGAUGAUGAUGAAGAUGACGAUGAAGACGAGGAGGAUAACUUCCCCAAGAACUUGGGAAAAGUUCUAAAAAAUAAGGGUCCACAAAAGAAAGAUUUGAAGCAACAGGUUGUGAAACAGAUCCAGGAUACCGGCAAAAAAUUGAAGGGCCAUGUGAGCAAGGUGUCAAAAGUGGUAAAGAAAUGGUGGCAAGGGAAGAAGAAGCCCGCAAAGUCUGGCAAAACUGAGCUAUGAAGACCACAAUAUUCCUAAAUCGGUCCAGUAAAUUGAUGUCCCAUCCAGAACGUUGGUAGAGAAAGAACAUGACAUGUACGAUGAUUUUAAGAAGCUUUUAGUGUAUACUAGUUGAGAAAGUAGACUCUGUAGUUGAAGCAGGCUCAUUCACGAGAAAUAGUUAGAUCAUCGGCUGUCUUAUGGCUUCUGGAGUUGAAGUAGACAAUGUUGCUGAAGUCGCAGUUUGAUUUUUUGUGUAUGUGAUAUUGUAAAUGAACGGUCAUACUGUUAAGUUAGAUCAUCGGCUGUCUUUCGGUU
This is a messenger RNA of Lolium rigidum, 1256 nucleotides long. RefSeq names its product nucleophosmin-like. The transcript has 7 exons. The coding region runs from base 27 to 959 and encodes 310 amino acids. The record is from RefSeq and is a predicted model, not a curated record. NCBI's taxonomy places the organism in Eukaryota, Viridiplantae, Streptophyta, Magnoliopsida, Poales, Poaceae.